UCAGUUUGAACACUGCGAUUGUGCAUAAUCAUCUCGGAUAAAUGAGAAGAAUUGUCUGAGAUUUGCAUAAAACGCAUCACGCAUGAGCCAUACACAAAGCCGCGAGCACCGCAUCAAAUUUAUCGAUGUCUCAGUCAAAGCGCCCAGUGGCUGCAUAAGUAACCGGAAAAUCUCGCAAAAGCAGAAAACAUAUAAAUUGCGUAUAACCGUCAGAAAGAUGGGGGGACUGUCUUACAUCUACCUGGAUAUGUUCCUCCGAAUCUGGCUGUGGCAUGUUUGGAAUGACGGGCGGAGACAAUGCGGGAGGGGGCGUGAAGAGGGAGUGAGGAGAGAGGAAUAAGUGGGAUCUUUAAACGAUGACACCCGCAGCUGUCGGUUUAGUACGA
Molecule: messenger RNA, 386 nt
Organism: Aspergillus welwitschiae
Lineage: Eukaryota; Fungi; Ascomycota; Eurotiomycetes; Eurotiales; Aspergillaceae
Exons: 1
Coding region: 83-340 (85 amino acids)
Source: RefSeq, a predicted model, not a curated record